CAUCAUUCACCAAGUCUCGUCUCUCUGCUAAGCCCAAUUCUUUCCACUCACUACAUGCAGUUCAUUCAUGAGACGUUCUACACAGGGCUGACAGGUAAUGCUCAGUUACGCCCACACUUUCUAAUUACAAUUCUACAGGGCUUUGUUGCUAUUCAAUCUGGACAUCAAAUCUAUUGAUGGAAACUUCAUAUACCUAGUAUUGAUGCACUGAGAUGACCAUCAUGGGAAUGGGUCGAACCAACCCACCAGCACGAAGGCAUGUAGGACUAAGCAACAAACAACAACCAAGGCCUCUUUUAUCCAUGGUCCAAAAUCGAAGCACACAUCAACCCAAAGCUGGAUCUGGGGAUGAUAGAUCCCCAGCUCCUACCAAAAUGAAGGAAGCUAGACCUAUCACUGCACCACCUGAGAGUAGUGAUGAGGAGGAAUAUGAUAAGAAGCGAUAUGAAGAUAUAAAGCCAACUAUCUUCACCAAGGCUGAAUCAUCUGCCUCGCCACUUAACAACUCUCAGAGAAGUGUGAAAGAUGAUUCCAAGUCGUCAUCUCAAGAAAUGAGCACAAGAGAGACUCGUCGAGGGGGUGGGCCUUCUAGCUCGGCUGGUUCGAAGAGGUCUGCUGAGGAUCCUUUCCCGGAGAUGGGUGGCCACCUGAAAACUGCGCACGGUUUCACGAAGAAGAGUAAGAUAUCCAACGCUAGACAAGCAACGUACGGUGGUAAGCCAUCUCAAUCAAGAGUCUCACAACAUAAACCAUCAAAGUCAUCCGCUCCACGGUCCGCUGCAUCUACAUCAAUAAAGAAAUUGCAAGGCUCAACAGCUAGCCUGAACUCUGGAAGGGCUCUCACACCCCUGUCAAAGCCCUUUAUUAAGGGGGAAAUCAGUAGCCCAGAAGAGACCAAACCCUCAAAGACCUUCAUCAAUAAGGCUACUUUGCUAAGCUCAAGUCCUCAAAGUGUCAGGGGUUCAUUUCGAUCGAAGAAUUUGCUGGUAGAUGAAUCCCCGAAAAAGGGAAAAUUUAGACUGCUCGAACUAGACGAUGACUCAGAUGCUGUUGCGAAGAAGCCGGUAAAGGACAGUCAGCAAUUAAAGAAGUCCAAAAGAUUCGGCAAGUCCAGGGCCAAAAAGCAAAAGGAGUCGCCGGAGCCCGUAUCAGAGGAGGCCUCUCAGAAGCCAGCUUUCAAGUUAGCUACUUUAGAUGACCUAGAUUUCUCAGAUGGAGGCAACAACGACUUUGCUGCCUCCUUCGAAUCCGUAAUCUCGGAUGACGAAGCUAGUGAUAUAAGCCUGGAAAGUUCAGCUGUUACGGCAAAAUGUCCCAUGUGCCACGAAGUUGUCGACGCCCAGCUUUUAGCCAAGCAUUCCGAUCAUGGCAGGAUGAACAUCAAAAAGCAAGCGGCUUUCUGUAGGUUGCACAAGCGGCAGACGGCGUUGAGUUCUAGGAGCCAGAAUGGAUACCCUAAGAUUGACUGGGGAACUAUCGGCAGACGAUUUGACAAGCAUCAGAAUUUCCUCCGAGAAAUUCUGGAAGGUACUCGACAGUCGCAUUAUACCAAUUCCUUGAAGGAGAAUAUCGAAUCUGGAAAGAAUCGAACGGUGUUAAAGACCGACGAUAGCCUCACGCCAGGCUAUUACGGACCCCGGGGUCUCCGUGCCAUGACGGAGUAUAUCCUUCGGACAUUAUCUCCCGUCAUCCGAAAGCGCGCUAUUGAAGACAGACUUGUUUCUGCUAGAGGUUAUACCGGAUAUGUGCAGGCCGUUUUGGUACCUGAGCUGACAGUGCGUUUGAUCAUGGAAGACAUGGACGUUGACAAGGACGACGCGCGGGAAAUCAUGCAGGACAGCAUUGAAGUCGGAGAGCUCCUGCACGAAGAUGUUGGGGAUAUCAUUGCAGGUGUGAGUGACGAAGAGGACAUAUAGUGAAUCGAACGGCGAGGAAAUGCCUGGGCGACAAACCAACGCAUGCAUCCACCCGAAGAGGCGCACGCGGGGGGCCGUCACGAUGCGGCCUAAUCUUCCGCUGUAUUUAAUAUUAUGAACUCGGAUCAACAUGGAGCACUAUGUACUAGGCAUUCAUGUUAAUAUUUUAACAACUGCUUAGGUGCCCUAGAUAUCUAGGUACCUACUCACCUACAGCAGUUUUUCUAGGCACCAUACCUAUGUAUGUACACAGGUAUGC
This is a messenger RNA of Hypoxylon fragiforme, 2175 nucleotides long. RefSeq lists its product as uncharacterized. NCBI's taxonomy places the organism in Eukaryota, Fungi, Ascomycota, Sordariomycetes, Xylariales, Hypoxylaceae. The record is from RefSeq and is a predicted model, not a curated record. The transcript is spliced from 2 exons. Bases 213 to 1916 code for a protein of 567 amino acids.